AUGCCCUCCAUUCUCAAUCUCAAGUUCAAAGGAAACAAGUCCUUCGUGCCGUUCAGCAACCUCAGCGAUGCGGACUCACUGACUCUGACCUGGAAGGUCUGUACCAAGGUCGCCAGCUUUCUGGAGCAAGGCCAGCGACUCGAGAACUUGAGCUGGAGACUGUGGCACCUCCAGAAUUUGAUGGUCGACACGGACAACGCUAAGUCCAAGCGCGACUUCAAGAAGCUCUCCAAGUGCAUGAGCGACAAGCUCGACAAGGAGAAGGGGCGGAGUAUUGAGGAGCUCCAAGCCCCCGGCUUCAAGCGCAACCACUCGACGGAGUUGCUCCAGCAGCGCGCUGCCGAAAAGGAGCGCGAACGCCUGGCGAACCAGAACAGCAGGCCCGGCACCAUUCAUCGCAUGCAGUUCACUUUCAGCGUCGACCAACCCGCCUCGAUGACAUUGUCGUCUGUGCCUGCCAAGAAGCCCGACCUGAAGCCGUCCCCUGAGUUCAAGGAUAACGCCACCAAGCGCGGGCGGCCUUCGACUCGUUCAACUGCGGUUGAUGACAGCGUCAGCGAUGUUCACGACAAGGAUCCUCCGUUGACCCAGCGCGGUCGCAAGGCGACUACCUCCAACAGCACCAGCGGCAGCGCAGCAUCAUCUGACGACCUUUAUUCUUCGGCCUCUCUCCGUUUCCCGUCGCUUUUCUCUAACGAUUUCGGUCCCGCUGCAUUACUGUAUCCAACACCCUCUGUCACGAACCCCAUGACUUACGGCGAAGGCGUCGGUAUGAACACCAACACCCACGCCGACGGCUUCAGCAUCGUUCGCCCUACCAUCGAGCUCCCCCUCGACGAGCUCCUCAAUGCCGACAGCCCCAGCGGCUGGUCUUCCGGCGCGUUCAGUUGUAACGAGCUUCGCGUAACGGACCAUCUCGACACUCAGGAAGAUGUCGACAUGAAGCCCGUUUCUACGGACAUGCCGUACUCUAACGCCCCAGCCCGCCGCGACGCCAGCCACGAGGAAGACGAUACUCUCCUCACGUCCACCACUACUUUGCGUAACGUUCCGCCCCUGUCUACCCCUAUGGAGGAUCUCGUCCCCCGCACCAUCACCCCCACACGCUUGGGCGGGUCGAACCACUCCGCCCCGGUGACCGGCAAGCGACCGUCUCUCAGCGUGCGCACGCAGGCGGUCUCGACCCGAUCCUCUGGCCCCAGUGCGACGCCUGUUAGCGGCGGUGCUACGCAGCAAAACAGCGUCAACUCCGCCCCAGGCGGUGUCAAGGCGGAGUGUUCGAACUGCGGCGCCACGCACACUCCACUGUGGCGCCGCGGUCUGAACGAUGAGCUGAACUGCAACGCCUGCGGGCUGUACUGCAAACUGCACAAGCGCCCUCGUCCCAAGAGCAUGCGGAGCAGCCACGGCGAGGGCCGCACGCAGAGCGCGCCUCGUCAGGAGUCUCAGGAGGUCGUUGCUCAAUGUUACAACUGUCACACAACCGCUACGCCGCUUUGGCGAAAGGACGACGAAGGCAAGACGGUGUGCAACGCCUGCGGUUUAUACUAUAAAUUGCACGGUUCCGCGCGUCCAAUCUCCAUGAAGUCGGACGUCAUUCGCAAGCGAGCUCGACACGAUGCCAGACGCGCUGGUCCUGGUGUGUCUGAGACCCCCUCUGCAAGCCCAGGAGCCAGCCGUCGAACCUCGCCCACAAUGGAGCCUACCCCUACAUUGGCUCCGGACUCCACGACUCAGAUGCCGUUCAACGGCGAUGAGAUGGAGUACCGGACGUCCAUGCAGUCCGAGUUGAUGGGCGCCCUCGGGUCGAACAACAACCAGAGCGGGCCGUUCCCCGGACACGGCUUCUCCUUCUCGUACAGCAGUUUUCCAGGCCCCUACCACCCCGACUACCUCUCUCAGAUAUAUCCUGUUCCCGCCGACGCGCUUCCCUUCGCUCCAGGUGAUACAUCCGAUGUAGGCAACUCGGACACGGAGUCGAGGACGAGCAAGAGGCGCCGCAUGAGCAAUGACUCGGCGUCGGAGCCCCCUUCUUCUGCGGUAUCAUUCGGCUCGUACGCUGAUUCGUACACGUCCGCAUCCUCGUCUACUUCGCGCUCUUCGGUCGACUUCGGGUACAAUCCAUUUACGUCGUACGGUCUACUUCGUGGCUCGGGCAACCAGGCAUGGCACCCGCCUAUGCUUCCCCCCGACCAGUCUCCACGUUUCAUACAUCCACCUAUGCUCCCCCCCGAUGAAUCACCCAAUAUGUUCCUACACCCGCCUAUGCUCCACCAAGACGACACGGACACGCUAUUUGCCACAUACCUCCACCCCCCCAUGCUCCGCCCCGAGGACUCUCCGCCCAUGAACUCCCUUCAACUUCACCCACCUAUGCUUCCCACGGACUGGAAGAACCGCUCGGACUUCUACGACGCGCCAAUGGUCACAUAUUAG
Sparassis crispa is the source of this 2436-nucleotide messenger RNA. RefSeq lists its product as hypothetical. Lineage: Eukaryota; Fungi; Basidiomycota; Agaricomycetes; Polyporales; Sparassidaceae. Gene Ontology annotation, biological process: positive regulation of transcription by RNA polymerase II; negative regulation of transcription by RNA polymerase II. Gene Ontology annotation, molecular function: RNA polymerase II cis-regulatory region sequence-specific DNA binding; DNA-binding transcription factor activity, RNA polymerase II-specific; zinc ion binding. The record is from RefSeq and is a predicted model, not a curated record. The coding region runs from base 1 to 2436 and encodes 811 amino acids. The transcript has 8 exons.